This is a messenger RNA of Paramacrobiotus metropolitanus, 1582 nucleotides long. RefSeq lists its product as uncharacterized. The transcript is spliced from 4 exons. Bases 147 to 1337 code for a protein of 396 amino acids. The record is from RefSeq and is a predicted model, not a curated record. Lineage: Eukaryota; Metazoa; Tardigrada; Eutardigrada; Parachela; Macrobiotidae.
GCAUGUUUUAUAUUAAAAGAUGCCCAGACAUAUGUGUAAAGUGAUAAUCAUUCUCCACUUUUCAACAUUAUUCUCCACUUUUCUUUUUUUUUGAUUGGCGUAAUGCUUCAGGACUGUGACAUUUAUUUUAGACUUGUAGAAUAGCAAUGGAUUAUGGGAGGGUCCUUCUUUUUACCCUGAGAGUGGGAUUCUUCUACUUCCUUAAGAGUUCAUCGGCCCAAUAUCAGUCUUUUAAUUUGGAGAACAAAUGCAACGGCAGUUUGACACUAUAUUGUCCAGAGUACUUCGAUGGCCGACCGGGCACAUUCCGCUAUACCUAUAUCAGCAGGAUGCCACGGGGACUGUGUUAUUUCGACGUUACACUGGAUUCCUUUUGUCUAGAUCGGGGAGUUUUGUUUGCAUUUUAUUUCAACAUCAGAAGCUUGAACCUUCCUUCUGGUGACUAUCUCCAAAUCUACGACAAAACUAUACCGCGUUUCCCUCUAAAACACUUAACCGGAAACCAGACCGCACUUUUCAACCCUGCAUCGGUGGCGCAAGCACUGACAUCGUACACGAGGAAGCCAUCCAUAGCACUGGAGUACUAUCGCAGCUUAUCAUCCGCUACCAGUGCCCAUAAUGCGCUUGUCGAUUUCGUUAUCCUUGAAGAUACCGCCUCAGCAAUGAAUGCCCACUGUGCAGCGUUAUCGGGAUACGUGGAUACAUUCUAUCUUUGUCACACUUUCGGAUCCGUGGAUCGUGUGAACUGCCCAUCCAAUUUUGUUCCCUCGGUGACGGGACUCAAUCCAGCUUACGGACGCCAAUGCGACAACCAGUCCACGACUUCAUGGAACUGGGAUUCGACCUCCACACCACUAGCAGGAACUUGGAAUACGACCCUUACUCAACCGCCUGUUACUGCCGUUCCCGUGAACACAACCACCUUUCGGCCGCCGAUCACUGCCGCUCCAGUUGAAGUUCCAUUUUAUCUUCUGAAUCCGUUGAAUAUUACGUGUCGCCUCGGACGAGUGAAUCUCCCGACACUUGAUUUGGAUCUGGAGGACGCAAUGACUACCGUGUUUGACGGCGACAACACCCUCAACUGCCGUGUAAUACUCCACGAUCUGCAUUCGUGGAUUGUGGCGAAAGCCGGUGAAGCCCGACAGAAGCGAGCGUCGUUUUACGAGCCGAUUAGAGUGGAGUGUUCCCGGGGACAUUUGACCGUGUCCAGUGUGGACCCCGGCACAGCAGAGUCAACGGGGAUGAUCUUCCGCACCGGUGCAUCCAAGAAGUGUAUGGACACAUACAGAGAAUUUUUGGAUUAUGUAACGGGCUUUGCGGGAAAUUAUGACAUAUAGUCUAGUGGGAUUCCUGGAUUGUAGUGGUUUUCUGUGAUACCGUACUGCUCCCCAAAUAUUAAGUGGCUGGGAAAUUCGAUGAUAAAUAUUAACUUUCUCAUAUUACUCUUCCAAGACGCAAACUGUAAAUUUAAAACUGGCGACUAUUUUACUUUGCCACAGGCUUUACAGUAUGUAUACGAUUCAAUGACGUGAGUUACAAUAUUGUUUACGGGCUUGAAAUGGUGUUUCCUUCUUGCAAGAAG